UCAUGGCCUACCUUUCUGAUGAGGAACUUCGUCGGCAGCUGAAAUCGUUUGGAUUUUGCCCAGGUCCAAUCUCAGAUAGUACACGAAAGCUAUACCAAAACAAACUCCAGAAGCUGUGUUCAGAGGAGAGAAGCAAGGCGCGGAGCUACUGGACGCCACGAGCGCAGAAGCAGGCGUUUAACCACACGGAGCAGCCGUAUGACAGCCUGAGACAGGUGCGGGCUAAUAGCUCUAGUCCCCUUCACAGGACUCGCUCACGCAUUCGAACCCGUACUCGUACAAGGACUCCCUCUUUUCAAGGCGACAGCGAUGAAUCGGAGGAAGAGUACGAGCAACAAUCCUGGCGGUAUACGACUAAUACCGAACCUCUCCGGAGGCCCGAUUGGCAGGAACGCUGUCAAAACGCAGCUCGGCGUAAUGUGUUUUUGGAGCGUCAACUUUCGAGAUGUCUGGUUGCCUGUACCAUAGGGUUGGCCGUUUUACUGGUAUGGCUUGUCUAUGUGAAGACCGUGGGUUUAGGUCAGAGUGGAGAUGUUAACAAAAACAUUCAGUUGUUGGCGGUGGACUGCAAGGGCAAAAAGGACUCGUUUUGUGCAGCAGAAGAAAACAGGCUUCAAAUGCAGUUACUGUCCAAAUUGUACAACUUUCUUGCUGAGGUGGCAGGCGAUUUGCUGUGUGGCAAUCCUUCAAAACUGAAGAACAAAUGUGUUUGUUUAGAUGAUAUCAAAACAUACUUUUCUGUUUUUUACCCAGAGUACUUGGAUAGAAUGGAUGAUUCUCUUCUUACAGUCUUACAAAGCCGUAAAGACUUUGGCAUACGCCUUGUAGGAGAAGAUGUGAAUACACCUGUCACAGCUGUUGAAGAGAUUCACUGCUUGGAGUCUACCCAUCCUUACAUGAGUCUAUGGUGUAGACUGCAACGAGCAGUCGUCAUUGUGGUUAGCAGACUGUUUAUAUUUAUGUUAGCUCUUUUGGUCUUAUGGGGUGUCCUUGUUCUUCUUCGUUAUCGCUGGAAAAAAUUGGAGGAGGAGGAUCAAGCCAUGUAUGAAUUGGUUAGAAAGAUUAUAGGAGCCGUCAGAGAUCAUUAUAAAGACUGGGAUCAAGGUCUGGAGCCCAUUCCCUAUGUUCCAAUACCACAUAUUAGAGAUACCCUUAUUCCACCACAAAACAGACGGCGGAUGAGAGGAAUUUGGGAUAAAGCUGUAGAAUUUUUAGCUUCAAACGAAUCGCGAAUUCGAACAGAAACUCAUCGAAUUGCAGGGGAGGAUUUUCUGGUGUGGCGGUGGACUCAGCCCUCGGAGAUAUCAGACUCCAGCUAACAAAAGUAAAACCACCAUUGGACUCCUUUAAGUACUGUACGAGGGAAGACUUGAUUAAUUUAUGGGGAAAAAAAAUAAUGAACAGAAAUUUUCCAAAAAAAUUCAAAGUGUCCUCAACACAAACUGAGGAUACUUUUUUGUUAUACAAUCUGUUUAUUUAUUGGAAAAAAACAUUACUCUUGGGUUUUUUUUUUUUUUAAAUCUCCAUUGAGACUUGCUGGUGUGUUAUCUUGUUGAGUUGUUAUGAUGUACUGUUCACUUAAUAUCAAACAGCUACAUUUAGGCUGUGCCGUCUGUCCUGUUGACAAGGAGUAUACACAGUCUUAAUGUCGUCUGGGGUGAUGCCCAGCCUCCUGUCGUCUUGUACAACUUCACACCAUUUACUUCAACGCGCAGUAUUGUAAUGCUUAAGACAGCAACCUGAAAACAGGAUAAAUCAGGCAAAUGUUUAAAAGUACGAAACCACCAGUUUUUUCUAUUUAACCUAUUUUGCCUUUUACUAUAUACAGUGGUGUGAAAAACUAUUUG
Messenger RNA from Erpetoichthys calabaricus (reedfish), 1847 nucleotides. RefSeq names its product LEM domain-containing protein 2-like. Gene Ontology annotation, molecular function: chromatin DNA binding. Lineage: Eukaryota; Metazoa; Chordata; Cladistia; Polypteriformes; Polypteridae. The record is from RefSeq and is a predicted model, not a curated record. The transcript has 9 exons. Bases 3 to 1319 code for a protein of 438 amino acids. Gene Ontology annotation, cellular component: nuclear inner membrane. Gene Ontology annotation, biological process: negative regulation of BMP signaling pathway; nuclear envelope organization.